CAAAGCAAAUAAUUACCUAGUUGCAUUCGUCAAACAAUGAAAGCGGGAGUAAUAAGUUAAUUACGAUUCCAAAAACGACUGUUUAUUUUGGUAAACAAUAUGACUAGGGUCAAUUUAGUGAUAACAGUGUUAGUUUUAGUGUCAUGUGCAGUACUGGUAGUAUCACAAUCAAAUGAAGUAAGUCGCUGCUUCCAAUUCACGUGGCUGGGUCCUCAGUACAAUAACAACAGCGUGUUCCUCAACGCCACCUGUAACGACGCGACCCGGCUGGCGAGAGGAGUGCCGUGCCAGAAGCCUUUGGUGGCAUCUUACGACGGCACAUGGCCCGACGUGGAGUACAUAUGGACGCACCAUUCACUGGAAGCCUCGUGCAUUUUGGGUCCUAACGAUGUCUGCGCACAAUAUACAUACUACUUCAAUGACAUAGCGGAAAACUCUACAUACAUGUGCACGAGAGCGGUCGAUCAGCUCGGAAACGCUAUCAACAACGGCUGCUACCAGUCGACCAACGGGAGCUGGGCCACUAGGGUGUGCUUCUCUGCAAAAAUGUAUUCAGUGUUAACGAGAGGAAACGCUAUAUUAACGUAUACACUUAGCGUACUAGCAUGCUUAACUUUCUUGUGUUUUCUGUCUACAUUAACUGUGGAUUAUAGAACUAAUGCCCAAAUGAACACAGUAAAAGUAGUCGUCAAGAACGUGCCGGAUUAUGGAGUUUCUAGGGAGAGAAAUGAUCUUGGCUUCCUUACUUUCGAUUUGAAGACUGAUCUAUCCCAUUUGUUCAACUGGAAUGUGAAACAGCUAUUUUUGUACCUCACAGCAGAAUACAUUACUCCCAACAAUGAGCUCAACCAAAUUGUACUUUGGGACAAGAUUAUUCUAAGAGGAGAAAAUGCUGUUCUUGACUUUAAAAAUAUGAACACGAAAUACUACUUCUGGGAUGAUGGUAAAGGCUUGAAGGGCCAUAACAAUGUAACACUAACUCUAUCAUGGAACAUCAUCCCCAAUGCAGGGUUGCUGCCAAACAUCAUGGCCCUUGGCUACCACUCCUUCAGGUUCCCAACUGAGUACACUCAGACUAGAGUGUGAUCAACAUUGCAUUUUGCUUUUAAAGUAUCUCAGUAAAGUAUUAGGUAGGUUGUACACCUCGGCAAAUGUUUUUUCACAAAUAUCUAUAAUCGAGGAGUGGAUCAGGUGUAAAAAUUAAGAAAAAAUUGUGCCUCAGAAUUUUACAGCUGAACUAUACUGCGCCAUAAUAUAUGUUUUGUGGUAGCUGAAUUGUACCCUGGGUAUCCAAUCCACUGAUGCAGUACACUGUGUAUUGGAUUCACAGGGUACAAUUUUGAAAUGUUAACUUCCAGCAACCAGAGUUGAGUUACCACAUAUAAUAUACAUAUGGAGCCCUACUAAAACAUAUGCUUCAACUGUCAAAUUCAAGGCAUAAAUAUUUCUUGGACUGCAGACUUCUAUAUUAAUAACUGGUAUCAUGUAUGUCACUUUCCCUUUGUAUGCUAUCUGUAGCAGAAGAGACAGAUUGCCGAGAUGCAUAAUCACAGACAGUACUGUAAAUGGAUGAAUGAGGUGUGAUAUAAGAUCAUAAGAGAAUACACGUUUUCUGUAAA
This is a messenger RNA of Cydia pomonella (codling moth), 1619 nucleotides long. It is a transcript of the gene Spase22-23, whose product is annotated as signal peptidase complex subunit 3. The transcript has 7 exons. The coding region runs from base 100 to 1086 and encodes 328 amino acids. Gene Ontology annotation, cellular component: signal peptidase complex; membrane. The record is from RefSeq and is a predicted model, not a curated record. Gene Ontology annotation, biological process: protein targeting to ER. NCBI's taxonomy places the organism in Eukaryota, Metazoa, Arthropoda, Insecta, Lepidoptera, Tortricidae.